AUGCGAGUUCUCAAGUUCUUGUCUUUGAUGGCUAUGUUGGGGUGCACGAUAGGCCAAAGUGGCUCUGCUACACCAGGUUCGUUACACCUUCUCGGUGGACCGACCACGACUGACUGGUAUCCAGAGUGCGCUCUUCGCUGCUGGGAGAAUACGAAAUACGUCACCAAAUGCUCGGAAGAUCAGCAAUGUCUUUGCAGUGAUGUAAACUACCAAAACUCGGUUUUCCAAUGCAUAUACUCGCAGUGCGACACUGUUCACUUCGGAUCUGCUCUCCACCAUGCUAUCGCCCAGUGCCUUGGAACAGACAAUGAGGUCUUCUUCGCCAUCCCACCCAUCCCCGAUCGAGAUGCUCUACGCCGUCGCGAAGACGAAUACGCCGCGGGUGCGAAGCUGUUCGGGUCCGGGUCUGCCGCAGGAUAUCCCACAGAAAGUGCAGCCUUCCCGGUACAAAGCGCCAACUAUCCCACCGACAGUGUUGGUGGUCCAUACUCCCCGAGCCCGACUGCCUCAGUGCCUUUCCCAUACUUCUCACUCACCUCAGUCACCUCUCCCGCAGCCAAAUCUGCUACAACUACUGAGGCGACCCGCAACACUGUUCCUGCCUCGACCACGGCUCCUUCGCCCUCACCACAGCUCUACACGGGCAACGCAUCCACGUCAAGAGCCACCGUCUCUCUCACUGUUGUGCUCACGGUGGCAGCGGUCUACCUCGUUCUCUAA
Messenger RNA from Drepanopeziza brunnea f. sp. 'multigermtubi' MB_m1, 720 nucleotides. The record is from RefSeq and is a predicted model, not a curated record. Lineage: Eukaryota; Fungi; Ascomycota; Leotiomycetes; Helotiales; Drepanopezizaceae.